AUGCACUACGCCAAGAAGCACCAGAAGAGCCUGAAAAAGAUGCCCACCAGAAACACCAAGGCCGGGGUCAAGCCCAAGGUCCCAAAGAGCGGCAGCCACAAACUCAACGGACUUGGCCGGCACGCCCACUCCAACCUUGGGAAGCAUGUUCAUGCCUCCGUAGCCUGGGGUCUCAAGCUGUGCCAGCCCAAGGCCAAGGCCAAGGCUCAAAUCAAGCCCCAGGUGGGGGCUGCAGCUCCGGCUCAGGCUCCCAAGGGUGCCCAGGCCCCCACGAAGACCCCACAGUAG
This is a messenger RNA of Phyllostomus hastatus (greater spear-nosed bat), 288 nucleotides long. RefSeq names its product 60S ribosomal protein L29-like. The transcript is spliced from 2 exons. Bases 1 to 288 code for a protein of 95 amino acids. NCBI's taxonomy places the organism in Eukaryota, Metazoa, Chordata, Mammalia, Chiroptera, Phyllostomidae. The record is from RefSeq and is a predicted model, not a curated record.